Molecule: messenger RNA, 652 nt
Organism: Aethina tumida (small hive beetle)
Lineage: Eukaryota; Metazoa; Arthropoda; Insecta; Coleoptera; Nitidulidae
Gene: Pfdn4
Product: probable prefoldin subunit 4
Exons: 4
Coding region: 110-520 (136 amino acids)
Biological process (GO): protein folding
Cellular component (GO): prefoldin complex; cytoplasm
Source: RefSeq, a predicted model, not a curated record
UAUAAUAAUCGAAAGCUGUAAAUUUAACUCCUCUGUCAAAUUAGUAACAUAACCUCCACAUUUCCGUGCUUCUCAAGACUCAUUUAAAUUAUUAAAUUGCCAUUUAAAAAUGACUACCGCCGCCAAUAAAGGAACUUUCCAACCGGACUCAGAUGUGCACAUCACAUACGAGGACCAACAGAAAAUCAACCGAUUCGCACGAUUAAACGCCAAAUUAGAAGAUUUAAAAGGAGACGUUAAAGUGAAGGAGAAUGAUCUGCAGAGCAUCGAAGACGCCUGUGAGGAAAUUGAGCUGUUCGAUGAUGAGGAGAAAAUUCCUUAUUUGGUAGGAGAGAUUUUCAUAUACCACGACUUGGAAACGGCACAGAAAUGUCUUGAAGAAGCCAAGAAAAAAAUCCAAGAGGAAAUUAAGGAACUCCAACAAAAAUCCAAAGAAGUGAAAGAGACCAUGAGCGACUUGAAAACGCAUCUUUACGGAAAGUUUGGAGGACACAUCAAUUUGGAAGCCGAUGAAGAAUAGUAGUAUAUUUUUUCAAAUUGCACAUUUAUUUAUACAUUUAUGCUCAUGACUCACACCAUUCAAUCUUAUAAAUACAGUGUUCAUAAAUAUGGAAUAGGUAUUUAAGUUUAUUUAAUAAAUAAUAUUAAAACA